Messenger RNA from Sinocyclocheilus anshuiensis, 6113 nucleotides. Its product is annotated as regulating synaptic membrane exocytosis protein 2-like. Gene Ontology annotation, biological process: regulation of membrane potential; regulation of synaptic plasticity; intracellular protein transport. NCBI's taxonomy places the organism in Eukaryota, Metazoa, Chordata, Actinopteri, Cypriniformes, Cyprinidae. The transcript has 30 exons. The record is from RefSeq and is a predicted model, not a curated record. The coding region runs from base 199 to 4842 and encodes 1547 amino acids. Gene Ontology annotation, cellular component: presynaptic membrane; cytoskeleton of presynaptic active zone. Gene Ontology annotation, molecular function: small GTPase binding; transmembrane transporter binding.
UGCAUCCAUUUUUGUGUAUUUAAGAUAUCUUCAAGGAUUACCAAACCUGGAGAAAAGCGAGGCACCGGUGCAGAGGGACUCAAAAGGGAAACAAACACUUAUUAUGAGAUGCAAAAGAACUUUUCCAGGACGAUGACAGCGAUGGGUUAGACAGGAUUGAACAGGAUGAUGGCCAAAUAAAAGCAUCAGCGUGUAAAGAUGUCUGCUCCAGCCGGGCCCCGCAGCGGGCCUGUCCUGCCGGAGAUGCCGGACCUGAGCCACCUCACCGAGGAGGAGAGGAAGAUCAUCCUCGGUGUCAUGGACAGGCAGAAGAAAGAGGAGGAGAAUGAGCAGUCCAUGUUGAAGAAAUUGCACCAGCAAUUUGAAAUGUAUAAGGAGCAGGUGAAGAAGAUGGGGGACGAGGCACCGAGCACCCAGGAGCAGAAGAGUGACGCCCCCACCUGCGGAAUCUGCCAUAAAACCAAGUUUGCUGACGGCUGCGGCCACCUCUGUUCUUAUUGCCAAACCAAGUUCUGCGCUCGCUGUGGAGGAAGAGUUUCACUGCGCUCUAACAAGGAGGAUAAAGUGGUGAUGUGGGUAUGCAACCUGUGCCGAAAACAACAAGAAAUCCUCACCAAGUCAGGGGCCUGGUUCUACAGCGGCCCAGGGGGCGCCCUGCUCUCGGGUGCGAGUGACCCUCGCCGACGCCACGAAGAGGCUCCGCAGGAAAAGAAGGCCAAACUUCAGGAAGUCCCACUGCUGUACCAGGGGCCUCCAGGGGACCGCAGCCGAGCUCCAGGCCUCCCGCGCCAGGCUUCCCUCAACAACGACUCCAGUCUGAAGCCCAACGACCCUCUGAGCAACAGGAAAAGAAGCCCAUCAGCAACCAGGGAUCCAAACCAAAAAUACGAACAAAGGGAGGAGAAGGGGGAGCGUUCGCAGUAUGCCCCAGGGGAGGGCGGCAUGCCACGAUCGCCGUCUGACUACGGGGCCGGAGACCGCCAGUGGCGGGGAGGCUACGGCCGCUCCUAUGAGGACGCGGAGGUAGCGCGGAGUGCGUACCGUGCUCAACGGGGCGGCUGGCACUCUCAGGAAGAGUAUCCACCCGAACCCGGAUUCCUGCCCGAUGGCCCGCCACUCAGCGAGCACGAGCUCCAGCGGCAGCGGCAGGAGGAGUACCAGAACCGCUACCGCAGUGACCCGAACCUAGCCCGCUACCCGGUCAAACCCCAACCUUAUGAAGAGCAGAUGCGCAUGCACGCGGAGGUUUCGCGAUUCAGGCAUGAACGGCGACACAGCGACGUCUCCCUGGCGUACACAGAGAUAGAGGAGCCCUUGGGGCCCCUGCGGGGUCCCCCCUACUCACCGGGUCCCGGACACACCCAUUGGAGGUCCAACCACAGUCCACCCAGCGUGGACUCCCUCCACAGGCAGCAGCACCUGGAUCCUGUCUCGGCCUUAAGGAAGAGUAAACGAGAAAAGAUGGAGAGCAUGUUGCGGAACGACUCGCUCAGUUCCGACCAAUCGGAGUCCAUCAGGCCGCCGCCGCCCAAACCUCACAAGAACAAGAGGGGCGGCAAAAUGAGGCAGGUGUCCCUGAGCAGCUCAGAGGAGGAACUGGCCACUACACCGGAGUACACCAGCUGUGAGGACGUGGAGAUCGAGAGUGAGUCUGUGAGCGAGAAAGGGGACAGUCAAAGGGGAAAAAGACAAACUUUUGAGCAGUCACACACCUUAUCUGAGGGCCAAAAGAAAAUGGUGCGCUUUGGGGGCCACUCUUUGGAAGAAGAUGCUGAGUGGUGUGAACCCCAGGUUAAAGACUCGGGGGUUGAUACAUGCAGUAGCACUACCCUAAACGAGGAGCAUAGCCAUAGUGAGAAGCACCCGGUCACAUGGCAGCCCUCCAAAGAUGGAGAUCGACUCAUCGGCAGGAUCCUGCUCAACAAGCGCAUGAAGGACGGCAGCGUUCCCCGCGACUCUGGAGCUCUUCUGGGACUGAAAGUGGUUGGAGGAAAGAUGACAGAGUCCGGAAGACUUUGUGCGUUAAUCACCAAAGUAAGGAAAGGGAGUUUAGCGGAUACAGUUGGGCAUCUCAGACCAGGUGACCAAGUCCUUGAGUGGAACGGCCGACAGUUACAAGGAGCCACAUUUAAAGAAGUUUACAAUAUCAUAUUAGAAUCAAAGCCAGAGCCUCAGGUGGAACUAGUGGUCUCACGACCCAUUGGCGAUAUCCCCAGGAUACCAGAAAGCACACACGCACACCUGGAGUCCAGUUCGAGUUCAUUUGAGUCUCAGAAGAUGGAGCGCCCCUCCAUAUCCGUCACGUCUCCCAUGAGCCCCGGAGUGCUGCGGGAUGCCCCUCAGUACUUAUCGGGACAGCUUACAAGCCAAAGCCUUAGUAGAAGAAUUGAGCCUUUUAACCCUAAAGUUCAGGUAAUUGUUGCUGUCUACGGUUCUUUUACCAUGAUGGUAAAUAAAAACAGUUUGAAUCAUUGUUUCUCCAGUGACAAAAGCAAAAGAAGAACAAAAACAGUAAAGAAAUCACUAGAGCCCAAAUGGAACCAGACCUUUAUGUAUUCCCCCGUCCACCGGCGGGAGUUCAGGGAACGCAUGCUGGAGAUCUCGCUGUGGGACCAGGCCCGGGUGCGAGAGGAGGAGAGUGAGUUCUUGGGAGAGAUCCUCAUAGAGCUGGAAUCAGCGCUGCUGGACGAUGAGCCGCACUGGUAUAAGCUACAAACACAUGACGUCUCAUCGGUACCCCUGCCCAAGAGCUCCCCCUGCCUUCAGAGACGAGCGCUGCAUGGAGACAGUCCCACACGCAGACUGCAGAGGUCUCAGAGGAUCAGCGACAGUGAGUUCUCAGACUAUGACUGUGAGGAUGGUGUUGGCGUCCUAUCAGACUAUAGAAACGGCAGGGACCUCCAGAGCUCCACCCUCUCUGUGCCUGAGCAGGUCUUAUCGUCCAAUCACUGCUCUCGGUCAGCUGACAUCAACCGAGCACGUUCACGGUCUCCCAGCAUGCCCCCUUCUCAGAGUCAUUUUCUCACCUUACCUCGAACCCGACACAGUCAGCCUCAUGACAGUCAGCUGGAGGAACUCAGGAAUUACGGAGCGCCAGACAGGCACGAGUAUCACCACAGGUCCCGUUCUGCAGACCAGCGGUCCGCACUGGAGCGGCCCAUGUACAGCCGCUCUCGCUCCACGGAGCGGCCGCCCGACGGCCCCCACAUGAGAUCAUCGAUGCCCUCCCUGCCGUCAGGACACUCAGCUCCACCCUCCCCUGCCUUAUCGAGGGCGCAUCCUCGUGGAGGAUCGGUUCAGACCAGCCCUACCGGGACCCCUGUGAACAGCAGGAGAGGACGACAGCUCCCACAACUGCCUCCAAAAGGGACGCUGGAAAGAAAAGAUGGAGAUGAAGAACUUGAGCCUUGUCCAGGUGCUAUGGAUGUGGAGGAACAAGCACGGCAGAUGAAGCUGAAGAUGAGCAAGUAUAAACAGGGAACCGGCUCAGAUUCAAGGCUGGAACAGGACUAUCACAAGCGUUCAGGCAGGGAUCCUCAGCGAGGAGAAAACCUCUCAGCCAAGUCUUCGGACAGUGAUGUCAGCGACGUGUCCGCUGUGUCGAGAACCAGCAGUGCGUCUCGAUUCAGCAGCAUGAGCUACAUCUCUGUCCAAUCAGAACGGCCGCGGGGCAGCCGCAAGAUCAGCAAUGCAGUGCAGGGGCGGAGCCUCUCCAGGGAGGGGGAGGAGUCAGUUGGGGAGGCGGAACAGGAGGAAGCAGGAUUAGAGGAGGACAGAGGGAGGAAGAGAGGAUGGGGGAGGGCAGGAAAACUGAGGAGACAGACAGAUAGUGUAGACAGAGAGGAGGCGGCGCUGGAGGAGGAGUCUGAAGAGGGCGUGGCCCAGAGGACGGUCUCAGAGAUGGACCUCAGGCAAGUGGGAACGGCGGCCGGGGGCAACAUGACCAAGAGCACCAGCGUCGGUGGGGACAUGUGCAGUCUGGAGAAGACCGACGGCAGCCAGUCGGACACGGCCGUGAGCCUGGUGGGAACCGUUGACAAGAAACGGCGCUCCAGCAUCGGCGCCAAGAUGGCGGCGGUCGUGGGGUUAGGCCGAAAGAGCCGCAGCGCCUCGCAGCUCAGCCAGACAGAAGCAGGAGGAAAGAAGCUGCGCAGCACUAUCCAGAGGAGCACGGAGACGGGACUGGCUGUAGAGAUGAGAAGCAGGAUGACCAGGCAGGCCAGCCGCGAAUCCACUGAUGGCAGCAUGAACAGCUACAGCUCAGAGGGAAACCUCAUCUUCCCCGGAGUGAGACUCUCUUCUGACAGUCAAUUCAGUGGUUUUCUGGAUGGACUUGGCCCCGCCCAGCUUGUGGGGAGACAGACUUUAGCCACGCCCCCUAUGGGUGACAUUCAGAUCGGGAUGGUGGAAAAGAAAGGAGCCCUAGAAGUAGAGGUCAUCCGAGCCAGAGGCCUUGUGGGAAAACCAGGUUCUAAGGCACUGCCAGCGCCUUAUGUAAAGGUGUAUCUACUGGAGAACGGCGCAUGCAUAGCCAAAAAGAAAACAAAAGUAGCACGAAAAACACUGGACCCUCUUUACCAGCAGCAGCUGUCGUUUGAAGAGACCCCAGGAGGAAAGGUUUUACAGAUCAUUGUGUGGGGAGACUACGGACGUAUGGACCACAAAUCCUUCAUGGGAGCCGCUCAGAUACUUUUAGAUGAUCUGGACAUGUCCAACAUGGUUAUUGGCUGGUUCAAGCUGUUUCCUCCCUCUUCAUUGGUCGACCCAACCCUGGCCCCGUUGACCAGAAGAGCUUCCCAGUCGUCCCUCGACAGCGGGUCCGGGCCGUUCGGUCGCUCGUAGCAGUUUCCUGAAAUCUAGCGUUAUUGUAGCAGCCAUUGGGUGGAGUUUGAGAUUUGCGACAGGUCCCGUCCCCCCGGUAACACUGCAUGCUUGAUGUUGUGUGUUCAGAGCUUGUUUCUUAGGGGUGAAAAAAAGCGGUCCUGUUUUUGCUCGCAAAAAAAUGCCGCACACAUUGUGCGCAAAGAGCAACCCCUAGAGAGCAGGGACGAGACGAAGCUGGAAAAUGGCCUCCUUAGCCUGAGGAACGUCACAAUUCCUGCUUUUAGAACCUAUUUGAAGCCAUUGGAGAUGAGUCUGAACUGAGAACUGACACGUCGAGUUCUUCAGAAGCCCGUUUUGAAAUGAGGCGAAACCUUCUCUUCGACUUUUGUUUUCCAUUUAUGUUUCUUUUAAUGUUGAUGUAUUUGUAUCUACAUGGGCUAACAGUGUUCCUUGGGUCAAGCCAUGACAACAGACCCAGAAAUGUACACACAAAACAUGAAUAUGACGUGGGAAUGAGCACCUCACUCCCCAAAUACGAUUCUGCUAGAUCAUUACAGAGAUGAAAUGUAUGGUUUGAAUCAUCUUUUAAGAUCAAAUUGAAGUACUUCUCUUGAUACUGUAUGAAACCUAAAGAAGAAAUGACAGGUUUUUUGUUGCAUGGACACAACUUUAGCUGAACUUAAAAAAAAAAAAAAAAAAAGUGAAUAGGAAAUCAUUUUCUCAGACUGCUACUUGCAAAAAAAAGACGACAAGAAAAAGAAAAAAUGAACCGGAUCAGCCAUUUUCAACAAUUUCUAUUAUUUUUAAAGAUAAAUUUCACUAGUGCAUGAUUUUCAUGGGGAGUGAAUGCUACAGUGUGAUUUAAAAAAAAACAACAACAACUUGAAACCUUGUUUUUUGUCAAGCUUAACAUUUUAUUUCCAGUGAGAAAUCUGUUCAUGUGACAAAGAUGGAAAAAAAAUAAAUGUCUAUGAUUUAUUAUUGUAAAGGCGUAAGCCUUAUGAAGCUAAAGACGAUGUGCAAAUUGUACGUUUCUCUACUUCUCCCUUGUCCCAGGGUAAACUCUCUGUACUUCUUGCUUCCAUUGUCAGAUUUUCCCCCUGAUAUUGUUCCAGAUCUCCUUUAAAUUUUUAUUUUCAGGGCUGUUCGUUUCCCACAGCUCUUCUAGUUUUAGUCUGGAUAUUGUUUGAAGUUCAUUCGUUUAACAAGCAUGUUGAAAAGGAUUUUUGGCAACAUGGCUUUGGCACAUCUUACAGUAACUCAGCAUGUUUUGAUAAAGAAGAUAUUUG